UACACUCGGAGGCGAAAAAAGUUGCCCCUGGUCAUGAAAAAAAGCUAUCGGAAGUAAGAGAGAGUCCAGAAAUCACCAAGAAAAAUCCAGAGGGCGGACAUUCCUUUAAGUCUGGAAUUCGCUUUUUAUCUCCCUAAGCAAGAUGGUUGUAUCGCUUGUACAAAGGGAGAACUUGUAGGCUAAAUCUUGCAGAUAUAGUCUAUUAAAGUUGUCGGAGUAUUCGCGGGUUUGCAGUGGACUAACUUGCCACCAGAAGGCUAAUUUACUCAAGGCGGCUGCGGAAGGAAGGUAAUCGGCGAUCAUUGCCCAGACCAGCACGGAGUACGACCAUGUCAACUGAAGAAAGAUAUAAGUUGGUGGUCGUGGGGGGUGGAGGUGUGGGGAAAAGCGCCCUGACUAUUCAGUUCAUUCAGUCAUACUUUGUGUCGGACUUCGGACUAUGCAUUGAAGACUCGUACACUAAAAUCUGCACCGUGGAUGGAAAGGAGACACGAUUAGACAUCCUCGACACAGCAGGGCAAGAAGAGUUUGGAGCGAUGAGAGAGCAGUACAUGCGCUCCGGAGAGGGUUUCUUACUGGUGUUUGCUCUUAAUGACAGUGGCAGUUAUGAUGAAAUUCAGAAAUUUCACACUCAAAUAUUGCGGGUGAAGGAUCGAGAUGACUUUCCUAUGGUUCUUGUUGGCAACAAAUCAGAUCUUGACCAGCAGAGAGUUAUCUCAAGAGAUGAGGCCAUGUCGUUUGCCCGGGAAAACAGGAUCCACUAUAUGGAAUCGUCAGCUAAGAACCGCCACAAUGUGGAUGAAGCCUUCAUGGAGGUUGUGCGAGCAAUAAGGAAGUUUCAGGAGACAGAGAGCCCACCGCUCCCCGCUAAUCACACGAGGAAGCAGAAGAGUGGUGGCUGUCCCUGCACCCUGCUCUGAUUGCCCCUCUGCACUGUUGCCUAGGAGACUGAAGCCCUCACUCUCACGCCUGGUGCCUUAUAUGUCUACACGGAGUGUGUGUGUGUGGCACUGUAUGCAUCAGUGUUUUAGUGGCUUUUACAGUAUGUAUGUAAGAACUGGUUUCCUAGAAGAAACUAGGCAAUAUCAAAUGAGAGCGAACCGUGAAUCUGUUGGAAAGAGGGAGUUCUUGUUUUGUCCACAUGUUUUAUUUAGUGCCUUGUAAAAUCAUGCUCUUGAUUUUAGAUUCAAGAACAGUAUUUGUUUAUUUCCACCACAGUAUGAGAUCGCAGACUGAUUGUGUACCACGAAAGAGAUUUCAAAAAAUUAUAUAAAAUCACCACUGAGGUGGUGAACAGUAGCGGCAAUGUAUAUUUAAACAACCACAUAAGCGAACAUAGGCGGUGCUGACAAAGCUUUUUGAUGGUUCUUAUGUCAUAUGUAUGUCAUAUAUUGGGUUACUGACUCAAAGAGAUAAGUCAGACAGUAUUUUAUUGGCCCAGUGCUCUGUUCAGCCUGUCUUCUCUCGGGAGAUUCAUUGAGUCAGUGAGACUGCACUGAAAUGGCUGUGCUAGUCUACACCUUGCUUCCCAUCAGUGGCAAGAAUAUAUUCAGCCAGCUUGUUUUCAUUAAUCUCUUCCUGAUAAAGCAAUGUGGGAUGACUGAGACGUGAUGUGGUUUUAAUAAUUGAGUAUUUUUAGUAGUGUCGAAACAAUGGGUC
Molecule: messenger RNA, 1659 nt
Organism: Sinocyclocheilus anshuiensis
Lineage: Eukaryota; Metazoa; Chordata; Actinopteri; Cypriniformes; Cyprinidae
Product: ras-related protein R-Ras-like
Exons: 8
Coding region: 330-920 (196 amino acids)
Biological process (GO): signal transduction
Cellular component (GO): membrane
Molecular function (GO): GTP binding; GTPase activity
Source: RefSeq, a predicted model, not a curated record